GCCAUGUUUGGUUGGUUGCUCCCCACAACCAGAAUUUUGUAUCUAUGAACAUGGCUACAAAUCAAUAACGUUGGCACGAACCAACCUGUGGUUGGAUGGUUAGAGGGACUGUGGUAUCCCCAGCCCAUCAGGGUUUAAAUCCUGAUGCUCGCAUUUACUCCUGAAUUUAUUUCAGGGUUUCCGGCGAUGCGCAUUUAAUGGGAGAAGAUGUUUCCGUCGAUGAUGAGGCGCCUACGAUGACUUCAUAAAUCUCAAAAAAGAAAGAGGCGCCUACGAUGACGAGGCGCCUACGAUGCCGGCUCAGUCUUUCGGAGGUGCUCAUAGGGGUAGGGUGUGCGUGUGUGUGUUCAUAGGGGUGAGGGUAUGCGCGUGUAUAUGAGCGCUUGUGUCUGUAAUGAUGUUCAAAAAAGAAAGAAAGUUGAGGAGAAUUCUAAAAAAAUACUCAGGGCAAGGUUGAUUAAAAAAAAAUUCCAACUCACGGCCAGAACUGCCUCAAAAAAAGGACGGAACCAGGGCAAACCGGAAACACCUAAGCUCCCCCUUCCCAGUCUCCGCCGCCGCACCAAUCCCCUCCUACUUCUCUUGGCAAAGGACCUUGUUCGUUGAUCAUUUGGUUUUCAGCAAGGCUGCGAUUGACUAUUGGGGCGCAGACGAUCGAAGAUGAUACGGCGGCUUCUCAAUGUGGUGGUGAAGAAUACUUCCACAGGCGUCCACUCGGUGCGGCGAAUCGACCCGUACAAGCAUCUCUUCUACGAAUCAGCAGGUGAGCCAGCAGCGUCGAUCGCAAACAAGGCCAAGGAUUGUGCUCUGGAAAUGCAGGCCCUUUCUCUGCCCGAGCCAGCGGUGAGCUUCUCUCCAUCCCCGACCACUCUGCCGCUCAUGGGCGGCAUUGAUUUGUUCGCGCCCAUGGGCGGCGGCGAAGGCAGGAUCGUAGGCGCCAACGUGGCCGGCGAAAGCAUGCUGUACGAUGCCGACGAGCGUCUCUUCCUUCAUCUGCCCUGGAUCAACGAGCCCAAGGGGUGGAACCCCGUGUGCCUCUCCAUCCCCAUACCCGGCGCCGCCGAGAACAGCCUCUACGUCAUGGAGAGGUGCCUCGGGGAGUCCAUGGAUGCAUAUGGCUCCAGUGAGGACUACACCGUUUCCUGCUUCGAGGUCCUCGAGCACGGGCCCAGGACCGGCGGCCAUGAGGUGCGCGAAAUGCAUAGAGGCUGGCGCUGGCGGGUUCUCCGGCCGCCUCCAUUCGUCCUCGAACCAGACUACCAACCCUCUGUAUCGCCUCCUACACUAGCAUGGUUAACAAGGCCAACAGGUGCUCCACCAUCUACAUGUCAUGCGAGGACAGGCGCAUUGGCACCUAUUGCUUUGACACGUCGAGGAACGUGGAGCAAUGGAGGCGCGUCGGGGAGUGGGCUCUGCCCUUUCAUGGGGAAGCCAAGUACAUAAGCGCCUGUGCGCUCUGGACCUUUCUGCCAUGGAGGAGGACAGACAACAACCGCCCGUUCUGCAGCACUUUGAGGAUCUGAACCCGCCCAAGGAAGAGGACUGGUGUGCGACGUCUUUCGAACUGGUAUACCUUGGCGAUGGCAAAUUUUGUGUUGCCAAGACCAUUGAGGUCGGUGACACAUUUGGAUUUGCAGGUGAGGAGUUUGCGGUGCUCACUGGCGUACAGAUUUUGCGCGGUGAUGUCAAUGGCCUCCGCAUGAUCAAGCACAAGUCCACAUGUUACUCUUUUGUCAAGGACGUGAUCUACUGGGUACUUUGACUUGGCACUCUUGGUUUCGUUAUGCAUUCGUCUGUCCCCUUCAUAGUACUCCCUCUGUAAACUAAUAUAAAAGCGUAUAGAUCACUACUAGAUGACAGUGAUGUAAGAACUCUUAGUUUUGUUAUGCAUUCGCCUGUCCCCUUCCUAGUACUAGAUGACAGUCAUCUAAGAACUCUUGGUUUUGUUAUGCAUUCGUCUGUCCCCUUCCUAGUAGA
Aegilops tauschii subsp. strangulata is the source of this 1977-nucleotide messenger RNA. RefSeq lists its product as uncharacterized. The record is from RefSeq and is a predicted model, not a curated record. NCBI's taxonomy places the organism in Eukaryota, Viridiplantae, Streptophyta, Magnoliopsida, Poales, Poaceae.